Boleophthalmus pectinirostris (great blue-spotted mudskipper) is the source of this 4656-nucleotide messenger RNA. RefSeq names its product KN motif and ankyrin repeat domains 2 (gene kank2). The record is from RefSeq and is a predicted model, not a curated record. The transcript has 14 exons. Gene Ontology annotation, cellular component: cytoplasm. Gene Ontology annotation, molecular function: protein binding. Lineage: Eukaryota; Metazoa; Chordata; Actinopteri; Gobiiformes; Gobiidae. Gene Ontology annotation, biological process: negative regulation of G1/S transition of mitotic cell cycle; negative regulation of transcription by RNA polymerase II; negative regulation of cell population proliferation. Bases 327 to 3455 code for a protein of 1042 amino acids.
GAGAGCGCCCCUGGGCCGAGGCGGCUGAGAGGACUGACAGAGCACAGAACCAGCUGUGGGACUAGCUCCGAAUGAAUGGCUCUUUGUGAUUUGGCUGACGUUGUAGCCCUGAAGGUCCAUUGCUCCCCUUUACCCCUCCGCCCUCAGAGCUACUGGCAUGACAGCAUGGGAAACAAUGCAAGUACGACAACAAGCAUGGCUAUUAUGAUGUUUGGGUACUAAAGAAGGGGCAGCAGAGAACUGGGGAGCCGUGGUCCUGUCCCUGCAGCUACAGUAGCUGGUGAGAGUUUGUGGGCGGCUCUGGGACCGGUGGUCGCACACUCAGGAUGGCCGAGGUGCUGCGUAUGGAUCCCACUUUUCCAGGGAAACUCAACCCGCCUGCUCCCACUUCACUUCAUGGCAAAGAACAGGAGGCACCCUACUCAGUGGAGACCCCGUAUGGCUAUCGUCUGGACCUAGACUUCCUCAAAUACGUCAAUGACAUUGAGAAAGGAAACACGAUUAAGAAGGUGCCUAUUCAGCGGCGACCGCGUUAUGGCUCCCUGCCUCGAGGUUAUGGUUAUGCGGGCUCAUGGUGGACCUCCACAGAGUCUCUGUGCUCUAACGCCAGCAUGGACAGUCGGCACUCCUCCUUCUCUUAUUGCGCCCCAGGGUAUCAUACCACCCAGAGGAGUGGCUUCAGCACGGCCCGAGUGGAGAAGACCCUCCUGGACGCUCGCAAGAGGCUGGAAGAGGAGAAGGAGAGCCGCAGGUUCUCCAAUCUAGGCAGCAUGAACAGCAGUGUGGCUGGCUCCAACACCUCCAUCAGCAGUGCACACAGCUUCAACAGAGCACAUGGAGCAGGGGGGUCCUUCACCCCCUUGAGCUCAGGACUGUCUACUCCUGUCACCCCCACCCCCGCCCAUCUGCAGCACGUGAGGGAACAGAUGGCUGCAGCCCUCCGCAAGAUCAAGGAGCUGGAGGAGCAAGUCAAGACCAUUCCAGUGCUGCAGGUGAAAAUCUCUGUGCUCCAGGAGGAGAAGCGGCAGCUCAGCGUUCAACUCAAGAGCCAGAAGUUCUUAGGUCACAGUCUGAGCUUUGGCCGAGGUCGUCCCAGAGGGGAGCUCUACAUCGACAUCCCAGAAGAAGAUGUUAGCGCUGGGGCUAAGAGCAGCAGUAAGAUGGCCAUGCAGCUGUCUCCCACCUCUCCAGAAGCCUCCAAACAGGACUCAGGAUGUGAGAUUGAGGACACAGUUAUCGUAGGUGGGGCACGGCCGAGUGCAAAGAGGGAAGUGCGCACUAUUGGAGUAGGACCCGAGGGCGAGCGGAGUAAAAGGCAUGUUGGAGUCGGCGUUCACGAGGAGGAUCUGGGGCUUGUCCCGGAGACUCUGGCCUUAAAGUCUCAGGUGGGACAGCUGGAAGGACAGUUAAAGAGGACAUUACAGGAGCUGCAGGUUGCACAGAGACUGGCAGAGCAGGCUCAGAGGGCACCUCUGGCAGAGCACCCCGUCAUGGCCACUAGCACUGGCUGGCAGGAGCCAGCAGGGGGCAGAUUACACACAUUAGUCAGCUUCACACAGCAGCCUGAGCAGAAAGAGCAGAGGACUGUGGGCAUCCAGGUGUACACUCUGGAGCAGCCCACUGUGGUGGAGGUGGGCACACUGCUUCGAGCUCAAACCUGUCAAUCUCCAUCUGCUCCACCAGAACCAGAGGUCAAGCAGAGGCAACUUGAAGAUGGUCCAGUUGAGUUGCCGCUCGCUGUCAGCUCAGUCCAGGUACGAGAUGUGUUGAAGAGUGAGCUCUCAACUUCAGUUCCAGUGGCUCUCCCGGUGAUCGCUGUUGGUGCAGCAGUGAAUCAGAGCAGCACCAUCAUCAUAAAGGAACGUGAGGUUCAAAUGAUUUCAACUGCAGAAGUCCAGUCAGAGGAGAAUGCCUCACAGACAGCUUCACCUAAUUCUUCUCUACGGUCAAUAAUGAAAAGGAAAGCUGAGGGCAAACCAGGUUCUCCUUCCACUAAGAAAAACCUACAGUUCAUAGGAGUAAAUGGAGGUUAUGAAUCUACAUCAUCAGAAGACAGCAGUAGUGAGAGUUCAGAUGAAGAGAGUGACUCCAGUGAAUACCACGAAGCCAGAGAAAAACUGCCAGAAUCCACAAUCACACACCAGCAGAUAAUGCACACACUAGAGCAGGAGAACAACACUGUACCUCAACAAUCAGCCACAGACCCACCAGCUAUCAGCCAAGACCAGCAAACUCCCACCCAGUCUCCAAAUGUGGACACAAAAAUGCCAGAAGAGGUCCAUUCACCAGCACUGGAGACUAUAGAAGAUACAAGCGAACCACUGCCACCUCCACCAGACCCAAGCAUGUUUAUUUCUGAAGAUGUCAGCCAAUCAGAACUAGAACAACAAGAAGCACAAGAAAUACCCACUACUGCUACUACUACUACUACUACUACUACUACAACAACCACUGCAACUGAACAAACAUCUACAAACACAUCAACAGAGCAAGAACAGCCAUGUGUUACUGAAGCCACACAUAAUUUAACUGUCCAAUCAGAAACUGUCGUACAUUCUGACCAAUCUGAAAGCCAUUCUAGUCAACCAGAGUCUGUACCAGAGGGGGCUACAAGCAAUGUCGGCUCACCACCACCUAAACCACCCAGACUGGAGUUGAGUGACAGCCUGUUGUCAGCGUUGUAUGCCCUGCAGAAAGCUCUGGGGGACCCAAAUGCUUUCAGCCAACAAGAAGCACGGACAGCGUACACCACCGUCCUACAGGAAUGGCUGCGUGUGUCCUGUCACAAGGCUGCAGACCCCCUCAUGGUCAAAGGGUACAUGGACACCUUUGCCACUGUCUCCCCUCAGCUGCUGGAGUUUAUCAUCAACAUGGCCGACGGCAAUGGGAACACAGCGCUGCACUACACUGUUUCUCACUCCAACUUCCCCAUCGUCAAACUACUGCUCGACACAGGUUUGUGUAAUGCGGACAAGCAGAACAAGGCGGGCUACACGGCCAUCAUGCUCACUGCUCUGGCUGCUUUUCACUCCGACAGCGACCUCCAGACUGUGCUGCAGCUGCUGCGCACUGGGGACGUCAACGCUAAGGCCAGCCAGGCUGGUCAGACCGCUCUGAUGCUUGCAGUUAGUCACGGUCGUGGGGACAUGGUGAGGGCGCUGCUCUCCUGUGGGGCUCAGGUGAAUAUUCGAGAUGACGAUGGUUCUACAGCUCUUAUGUGCGCCUGCGAACAUGGCCACGUUGAUAUCGUCCGACAGCUUCUGUCUGUGCCAGGGUGCGACGCAACUCUCACCGAUAAUGAUGGCAGUACUGCUCUGUCUAUCGCCUUGGAGGCCAGUCAGAACGACAUUGCAGUUCUUCUGUACGCUCACCUCAACUUCGCAAAGCCUCCUUCUCCUGUUUCUCCAAAGUCUCCACUCCUAGGUUCCUCUCCUCCAUCGAGUGACUUAAAGUAAACUGCCAGUUCUCUCUCCAUUUUACACUGACUGCUCAUAAUUGUCUGCUUUUGUCUUUAUAACAUGAAGCUAUGAGUUUUUACCCUGUGUAACGUAUGCACAUCAAUAUGCCAGCUUCACUUUAUGUUUUAAAAUAGUGUGCUCCUGUUUGAAGUCCAUAACAUUAUCUGUGGAAAUUUUACCUUGCAAUAACAAUGUUGUUUUUAGCACUGUUUAAUCAGCACUUAAAGCCAAACUCGUUUGCUGAAGUAAAUUGUAAAGUGUGUGUAAACCACUUCAUUAAAAAUACAUUAUUACAUAUAAGUAACAUAUUUUUCAAAAUAGAAUUGCUUUUGAGUUGUCAUCCAACAAAAUCACAGAAACAUCAGUAAGUGUCCUUGCAUUAACUAUCUUGGUGCUGCAGCAGAAAAACUUCAGUUCAAUCCUAAAGCCAAUUUGAAAUUCUUAAUUUACUCAAGAUUAUUUUUAUAUUGUUUUUUGUGUGGCCUACAAUGAGAACAGUACUUUUUCUUUUAGAACUUUAUAAUAAAAAACAUGUACACCAAGAAGCCCAAAUAUGAUUUACCUUGCCUUUCUGGCGCUAGAUAUAGUUACAGGAAUGUGGUACUUUGCAGUUUUAUACAUGAAGGUAUUUUCAUUGGUGUCUCUGGAAGGAUGUAUUGAGUAUUUUGUAUUGAAAUUUUGUAUGUUAAGAGUUUUAGAGUGUAAAAGAAAGAUUGAUAAAUACAAAGGAUACUGGAAAGAUUUGGCAGGGAUUCAGAAAGUUUCUCAACAGGAUUUGUAAGAUAAAAUGUAAGAAUAAUAUAUGCCUAUGUUUAGAGUCAAAUUUUUAAAGGUUAUUGAUGGAUUUGAAAUUUUAUUCUUUUUUUUUUUAAAUGUUCACAAUUUUUGUAUCCUUUGGUUACUGAAAUAUUUUUUUUAUUUAAUAUCUAUCUUUUUACACAUUUAUAAUUUUCAAAAUCUACGUUUGUAAUCGCAAAGGGGCUUUAGUUUGUAAAGGUUUAUGUAGGAUUAUGUUUUUUCAAUGUUCUAAUUUGUGCAUUUUGGAUAAUAAACACUAUAAAGUCUACAUAGAAAUGUUGACCACAUUGUUCCUUGAAGCUUUGUGAUUUAUUGUCUGUAAAGUAUACCCCACUAAAGGGGGCUUCUUUAAGCAGAGGUGAGACAUACAAGUAUUUUGUAAAUUGUGGUAUUUAAAAAU